AUGGAGGACUCUGGAGUUCGAUCGGCUACUAAAGCCUUAAUGCUGGGCUGGACCCAGCAGAUCUUGAUGCACUAUCCCUUUGAAAUGAGCGUCUGUUUGCUAAGCUCAGUCGCAUUGACGCAACCAACAAAGCCGCUUGAUGAGAUCCCUUUUACACCGCCUAUUUUGCGUCGUUAA
Molecule: messenger RNA, 177 nt
Organism: Plasmopara halstedii
Lineage: Eukaryota; Oomycota; Peronosporomycetes; Peronosporales; Peronosporaceae
Exons: 2
Coding region: 1-177 (58 amino acids)
Source: RefSeq, a predicted model, not a curated record